This is a messenger RNA of Folsomia candida, 4982 nucleotides long. Its product is annotated as probable Na(+)/H(+) antiporter nhx-9. NCBI's taxonomy places the organism in Eukaryota, Metazoa, Arthropoda, Collembola, Entomobryomorpha, Isotomidae. Gene Ontology annotation, molecular function: sodium:proton antiporter activity. Gene Ontology annotation, cellular component: membrane. The coding region runs from base 1208 to 4390 and encodes 1060 amino acids. Gene Ontology annotation, biological process: regulation of pH; proton transmembrane transport; sodium ion transport. The transcript has 22 exons. The record is from RefSeq and is a predicted model, not a curated record.
CUGGCGAGUUAGGAGUGGCGAGGAUUCAGUCUUGUGCUGCAGUUGGCUGAGCAUUCAUCUCACAGAUAUCACGCUUGAAGGAAUUGAAGGAAUUGCAAUUGCAUUGCCACUUGCAAAGUUAAAAACGGUUCAUUUUUUAAGAAGCAAAACUCCCAGACGUACCAACGCGAAAUUGUCGUGCAGAAUAGAAAGUGAUAAAUGUAGACAUUUUUUAAACCAAUCGUAGUGAAAAGGAGCAUCCGGAACAUAUUCAAUGUAAAAACUACCCUCCUUUUCAGUGAUGCUACGAGAUACCAUUAUUACUGCUUAAAGUGAAUUAAAUUAAUAACAAUAAUGGGGGCUUAACAGCAAGAAUUGAUGUAUGACACAGUUAAAAGAAUCGAACAAGACAAAUAUCCGCCUUGUGGUUCACAUUUUUCGUGGUUACACAUAUCUCUUUCUUUCUACGGACAAAAAAUUUGACCACAUCAAAAUUCCACAUACCAUAAGUUUACGGUUUAAUGUUAUAACAAGCCUCAAUUAAAUUUAAAUUUGUUAUUACUGCGAUUAUUACAUGGGGCAUCCGAUGAAUGAGUUCAAUCAAGUAUUAGCAUUGUGUGCUGUUGGAUAAUCUAAUCGGCAUUUGUAUUAUUUGUUAUUGACUUUCGAUUGAGCUGGAUGAACAUUGUAAGAAGAGUGGUAAAUACAUGUUGUUCAUACGGCGGAAAAAUCUGGGACUGAAAAAUUGCUCACCACAAAAAUUAUUUAAUCAAUCUAAUUGAUCAGCUUGCAUAAAAGUUGCGAUAAGUUAUUGCAAUGAGGAUUGUGUCAAAUAUGUACUUUGUCAAAUCGUUCGCCCAAUAAAGUUUAUUUCGUGUUUUAAAGUGUAAUAAACAGAUCAAACAAAGAAGGUUAUCUAUACCUUUGGUCCAACUGCUACUACAUAUUUGUGAACGACGUGAGAGCAAAAGUGAAUGAAACGUGGAAGUUUGUGGCUACGAGUUUCAAUGUCACCGAGAAUUGUUUGAUUUACAAAGAACCCUUGGCAUAAGAAAACGUGACUAAAUUGGCAGUUUUGUCGUGAUGUGAAGAGCCAAGCGAGUCAUCUAAUAUAUUCAUCAAGGAAGGAGGUGAAAAGCUGUCUUGCUAAGUCAAUAGAACGACUGAACGUACAAGCAUUUAAGCUUGGAAUAAUUUUAAUCUUAACAAAAAGUGAUAAAAAAUAAAAAUGUCAUCGUCUGUGAUAUCGAAACCUGCUUCCAAGCCAAACCGGAACCCCGAUCCACCCAGAAUAAAUCGCCGACGCUACUUUUGGCUCUUUGUGGGCUACUACUUGGUGAGCAUAUACAUAAAAUCGACAACCGGAAAAGCAAGUGGGUUGUCCACCCCCGAUUUCUCAUCCGAUAUUCUCCGUUCACACCAUUUAAAUGCCAAACCUUUGGAGGACAUUCCGGGUCAUAGCACAAAUGCGGAAGGUUCUGAACACGCACAUGGAAUUCAAAUUGCCAAAGUUGAUUUCGAAGGAGUUGAAACACCAUUUAUCAUCGCACUAUGGAUAUUUUGUGCCAGUUUAGCCAAAAUUGGGUUUCAUAUGACGCCAAAAUUGAGUCAUAUCUUCCCAGAAUCCUGUUUACUAAUUGUGGUGGGAGUUGUUAUCGGGCUCCUCCUUUUUCACACGAACAGUGUCCAUGUUUCUCCCUUGACACCAAAAACCUUUUUUAACUACAUGCUUCCGCCAAUUAUUUUGGAUGCUGGAUAUUUCAUGCCCAACCGGCUGUUUUUCGAUAAUUUGGGAACCAUUUUAUUAAUGGCUGUAGUGGGUACAUUAUGGAAUACUUUCACCAUUGGACUUUCACUUUGGGGCGUUGGAUACUGGAUCGGAUUUGGAAUUGAACUUCCACUUCUUCAAACAUUGUUAUUUAGUGCCUUAAUCUCCGCUGUGGAUCCUGUCGCUGUUUUGGCUGUGUUUGAAGAAAUUCACGUGAAUGAAGUGCUGUACAUUGUUGUAUUCGGAGAAUCAUUGUUAAACGAUGCAGUCACUGUGGUCCUGUACCACAUGUUUGAAGAUUACGCGAAAAUGGGGGCGGACAAAGUUACCGUGGUGGAAGUGGUAAAAGGAUGCGCGUCAUUUCCAGUUGUAGCAUUUGGGGGAACAGCUAUUGGAAUAAUCUGGGGAUUUCUUACUGGAUUUGUGACCAGGUUUACCAACCAUGUCCGCGUGAUUGAGCCAAUUUUCAUUUUCGUCAUGGCCUACCUCGCUUAUUUGUGUGCAGAAACGUUCCACAUGUCUGGAAUUUUAGCUGUAACAUUUUGUGGAAUUACUAUGAAAAAUUACGUCGAGGCAAACAUCUCCCAAAAGUCUCACACAACUGUGAAAUAUGCGAUGAAAAUGCUUAGCAGUUCUUCGGAGACAAUUAUCUUUAUGUUCCUUGGAGUUUCCACAAUUCAUGAUGAGCAUGAGUGGAAUUCCUGGUUUAUUGCAGCAACCAUUAUAUUUUGCACAGUAUACAGAAUUAUAGGAACUCUAAGCUUGUCCGCACUUGCAAACAAAUUCCGAUUGCACAAACUAGGAAGAGUGGAUCAGUUUGUAAUAUCGUAUGGUGGGCUCCGAGGUGCAGUAGCGUUUGCUUUGGUUUUAUUGAUUGAAGAAGACGCCGUGAAUUGCGAUGACAGAUUGCGAAAAAUGUUCAUUACCACGACCAUCACUGUCAUCUACUUUACGGUUUUUGUCCAGGGCAUCACUAUUAAACCAUUGGUCCAAUGGCUAAAAGUACAACGUGCUACAAAAAGGGAACCAACUAUGAAUGAAAGGAUCCACGAACGGUUAAUGGAUCACACAAUGGCUGUGCUGGAAAGUCUGGUUGGCCAAGUUGGACAUUAUAAUUUGCGAAACAAAUUCAAACAGUUUGACAAUCAGUACAUUCGUCCUUGCCUUAUUCGAGAUUUGAAAGGAGCAGAGCCCAAAAUUCUGGAAACAUUUUCGAAACUUGCCAUGCGUGACGCGAUGGAUAUGAUGAACAGAAAUCCUCAGCAAAAUAAUGGCUUUAAUCCUAAUAAACUCAGCCCAGAGUCUAUUGCACAAUUGAUUCGAAUGCAAGGAAGUUCUGGAAACCUUCAAAACGACGCUAGUACAUGGAAUCUUGAUUUACAAGAGCUGGAGUACAAUUUAUCACGAAAGGACAUGUCUGAUGCUAAAAUUCAUCAUCUUUUAUCAGAAGAACUGUACAAACCUUAUCGUCGACAUCGUCGUCUCUCAUACAGCAGACAUGCUGUACAUGACCAGGAUCUAGCUACCGAAUUGCAUCAGCAAGUCAAUUAUCGUCAACCCAUGAACUUUAAAAGGAUGGUUAGUGAACGGCUUCAGAAGCAAAAUAAAGUUCGCCGGCCUGGAGUUGUGAACAAUGAUGGCAACAUUGUUAGUAAUGGACGAAUUACAUUUGGUGAAGAAUAUGAUAAUCCUGCAUUUUCUCUUGCCGACGAGCGAAUGCAAAGAUCCAAUGAUGACAAGGACGGGGAUGUGGGGAUUUAUUUUAUUGCUGGAGGAGGCUCUACCGGCGACUCUCGGCGUGAUUGGAGUGAGCGUCGUUGGUCGCAAACGAGUGGGGCGAGCGUGAAAUCGUACCUGGAGCGUGAGUACCCCCACAUGGCGCAGCCCAUCCACCGCCACACUGCCAGACGCCAUUCACGUCUCUCGGACUAUGACGACAGCCCGACCGUGGCUGAAAUCACCUUACCCUGGCGAAGAGACGCUGCUCAAAACCUUGCCAAUAAUAGAUUCAGGGUGUCUCCAGCAAGAAGAAUGACUCGCGAGGAAGAUGGGUCAUCUCCCACGCACAUGGAGCUGCCCUGGAAGCGAGAUGAUGAGCAUGACACGGAAGUUUUUCCAAUGAAACAAAGCGAGUUUCCAGCGUGGUCAUCAAACAAGGAGUAUUUGGCUUAUAAUUCGCCAACAAAUACAUUUUUGGGUGGGAUUGGGGGUCAGCCAAAGAUGCCAAGCGUCAUGGGGAUUUUUAAACGUGAUAGUAUUAGUUCCACUGCAGGGUCCAGACGAGGCUCUCUUCAAAGUUUGCAGCAAAGUCGUUUGGACUCUCCGAGACAUUCGAUAGGGUCGGAUGGAAGUGGUGGGCCGAUGGGGCACGACAUGGCGUCGACUUCGGUGGAAAUGACGUCCCCCGUUCGAGAGGGGCCAACUCGUCGAAGAGAUUCUGCGUUUUUGCCCACACCCAUCCCAGAAGUCGCAGAAGAGACUGAGAAGGACUUUGCCGAGGGGGAGCAUAGCAGUGGGAGGGAAGGUAGGAAAAGAGACGGAGGGGGACCACCACCAACAUCGCCCUCUCAUUCCAUGAAAUCUCCAUCGUCACUAGAGAAAAUAGAAGAGGGAGACGUUUCAAGCUCUCAGACUAAACUUUAAAUUUUAUUCAUGUGAUAGGGUUCAUAUAAUAUUUUUUUGCAACAGGGGUACUUCAUAUAUAGUCUGCAUCCUUUCGUGUACUUCUAUUUUCAUAUCGGAUGAAGUGAUUGUACUUUUAAUGUUUUAGCUACUUCCAUAUCGAAGCCACUUCAUCAUAAGGUGUUUAGAGCAAAAUUUAAUAACCUGCAUAAAAUUAAAAUCUUCUUACAUAUUGACCAAAAUAUUUUAAUCGGCCGACCUUUACUUUUAAGUGAUUGACGAAGACCAACUGGUUUAAUUUAAUCAUAACUUAUGAUAACCCGUUCUAACAAAUGUAUAUAUGUUUUUGAAUUUGUAAAUUAACUGUGACCAAUAAGUGUGCCAUAUGUUUUUAAAGAGUUUAACAGACAAAAACUUGUAAAAAUCACAAUUAAAAAAUUAUCUAAUACUAAAACUUCGUAAAUUUCUCGUAGCCAAUCAAGUUUUUAACAGCGUUGUCUGUUGAAAAUUCGGAAUAUUAUUCGAAAUAAGUACGUGCAAUUUUUAAAAUAUUCUGGAAAAUCAUGAAAGUAAUAAAAUGACGAUGAUCAAUAAAAUAUGUAAUAAAACCGAA